Ambispora leptoticha is the source of this 741-nucleotide messenger RNA. Lineage: Eukaryota; Fungi; Glomeromycota; Glomeromycetes; Archaeosporales; Ambisporaceae. The record is from the annotation of a GenBank genome assembly.
AUGACGAAAGAAUUAUCAAUAGUCCAAAAACUUCAAAAUAUUGCUGACGAAAUAAAUAACUCUUAUGAAUUCACGGAUAAAUUCAUAGAAAAAAUAAAAAAAUGGAAACAAGAAGAAAAUAUUGAUAACGACUUAAUAUUAAAAGCGGUCUGGGAACAUCGUUACGACUCACCCACACUCGCCUACAGUCUUGCUGUUUCAUAUCGAUGGAAAGUCUUCACCGAAAAAGCGCACAAAUCUGCAUUCGAAUGGUUUGAAAAAGCCGCUGAAAACGGACACAUACAAUCUUUAAAUGAUCUGGGUGUUUGUUACGAAAGCGGCCAUGGAAUUGAGUCAGAUAUGUCCAAAGCAUUCGAAAAUUAUCUGAAAGCCGCUGAAUUGGGAAAUAUUGAUGGGCAGUCAAAUGUUGGGAGUCUAUAUUAUUUUGGGCUUGGCACCGACCAAGAUAUGGAAAAAGCGGUGUAUUGGUUUAGGAAAGCUGCGUAUGCUAAUGCUUCCGAAGCACAGUAUUAUCUAGGAUCAUUUUAUUUGGAUGGGGAUGGGGUGGAAUGUGACGAGAGAAAAGCGUUUUAUUGGUUUAAUUUGUGUGUUCGGAAUACGAUGCUUGGAGAAUGCUAUGAACAGGGAUAUGGCACCCCGGUGGAUGUUCAUGCGGCAAUUAAGUGUUUUCAUAAAGCUUACCAAAUAAAUUGUGAAAUUUCAGUUUAUGAAAAAUUAUGUGGCGUUUUUAAAGAAGACUAA